Williopsis jadinii is the source of this 1021-nucleotide messenger RNA. It is a transcript of the gene TCA17, whose product is annotated as Tca17p. The record is from RefSeq and is a predicted model, not a curated record. Gene Ontology annotation, biological process: endoplasmic reticulum to Golgi vesicle-mediated transport. Lineage: Eukaryota; Fungi; Ascomycota; Saccharomycetes; Phaffomycetales; Wickerhamomycetaceae. Gene Ontology annotation, cellular component: cytoplasm; nucleus; TRAPP complex. The transcript is spliced from 2 exons. Bases 290 to 802 code for a protein of 170 amino acids.
GGGGGGGGGGACGGUGCUGCGUGUUGUUUGAUUUUGACUAACGGCCACGAAUAAGGGCACUUUGGCCGAGUGGUUAAGGCGAAAGACUUGAAUCGAAUUCGAGUGAUCUUUUGGGAUUUCCCGCGCAGGUUCGAACCCUGCAAGUGUCGCCAAUUUUUUUAUGUUUUUUGUCUGAUAGCACGGGCUCAUAACCACGGUGUAAUGUCCCGGUGCUGAACUUGUGUUUGUUGAUUUGAGUAGGCUAACAACUUCACCACGUAUUCGCAGUGCACUGGACGCGUUGGAAACAAUGAACGAUAUCUUCUUCAUUGCACUUAUAUCAAGAGACAACAAACCUAUCCAUAUUCAAGAGAUAGACCCUCCCGUGGGCGAGGAACAGCUUUUAAGUGAGCGGGUUGACGAGCAAACGGGCCAUGAGCCGGCGGAGAGCGGGCGCCAGGAGGUGUCGCUGGUGAACAACACACUACGAUGUCAUUUUCUUGCGAACAUGGCCCUCGAUGUAUUCUUAUCCCCACUGUACGGAGGAGAGUGUGGUGUGCCUUCGUUGAUGUUUGUGCAGGACGGCAUCAAUGUGUAUGGAUACGAGACCAACACCGGUCUGAAGAUCCUCAUAGGAACGGACGGCGAGCUGGAUCAAAGCUACGAAACCAUUUUCAAACAAAUACACAGGAUUUAUCUCGGGCUGCUGUUGAAUCCGUUCAACACUGGCGAUUCUUCAUCGUCAACACCAACGUUCAACCACGGCACGAUAUCUACAAAGAUUGAAGGCAUAGUCAACCAAUGGAAGGCACAGAAGGCAUAGCAACAGUGUAUGUACAUAAAUGUCUCGUUAUCUCAUCUUAGCACGGUAUUUGCGUUUCUCAGCCCCAAGUACUGCUGGUCCACGCCCUGGGCCAUGUUCUUCACAAUGGAGUACACCUCAGCGUUAUGGUAUCUUAUACCACUGGAUGCAGACCGGUAGUUACCCUUCAGCCCUGUGAUAUCGCAGUACUUCUUCACAGGCUUGAUGGACGGAGGCGCC